Hippocampus zosterae (dwarf seahorse) is the source of this 1780-nucleotide messenger RNA. It is a transcript of the gene echdc2, whose product is annotated as enoyl CoA hydratase domain containing 2. Bases 497 to 1552 code for a protein of 351 amino acids. Gene Ontology annotation, cellular component: mitochondrion. The transcript is spliced from 11 exons. Gene Ontology annotation, molecular function: enoyl-CoA hydratase activity. Lineage: Eukaryota; Metazoa; Chordata; Actinopteri; Syngnathiformes; Syngnathidae. The record is from RefSeq and is a predicted model, not a curated record. Gene Ontology annotation, biological process: fatty acid beta-oxidation.
UAAACGUUGUGCCAAAAAUGUAUUUGAGUAAGUUUAAUCAUUAUUCAUUUAUGAAAAACAAGCAUGUACAAUGUUCUUCCUAAAUCAUCGUCAAUAAUAAUAAUGUCCACAAAUAAAGGCUUUGCCUAAACCUAGAACGCCCUUGCCAGAUUGUUUUUUAAGAAUAAGAACAUUUUGCAUUCCGUGUGAUACAGCAUUUGGAUGAAGUAUGAUUGUAUAGUUAUGGGGAGGUCAAGCGAAAAAAAUACCGAAUAUUACAAAACGGCUCUGGCCACUUCUACAAUAAAAGCAUUGAAUAACCUAAUGUCCGACUCAAAAAGUAGCACUUGAACAUCAUGCGCAGAAGCUUACGAUUAGCUGUUCGCUACUUUGAGUCGUAAAGAUCCGCUACAAAUAAUACUCGAAAGGUUCUCCAAAUCACAGCCAACCCAAAAGAAGUACAAAUAGGAGUUCUAUCUUAAAAAAAACAUAACCCCUCAGAUGGAAAUAGUAGCUAAUGAUUCGCAGAAUCUCCCUCCAUAUUAAAACACGACCUCCGUCGUCUCGUCAACCAGGAAGAAACUCACAGCAAACUUCCUUCACCUUUGCGGAUGUGCGUCACCCCCCCACAAAAGCAAGCAUGUCGUCGCUACUUCUCCGAGGGUUGUCGUCGUCCCGUUCGGGUUAUCAGGGGGCCCGAGUGCUGGUGACCGUAGCCGGCUUCAGUGGCGCUCGGGGCGGCAAGCAGCAGCACACGGAGGCUGCAAGUGGAGUCCGGGAGGUGGAACUCAAGAGACUGCCCGGGAAGGACGAAGGUAUCGUGGAGGUGCUCAUGUGCAGACAUAAUGCCCGGAACGCUUUAGGCCAUGUGUUUGUGUCUCAGAUGAAGGAGCUGGUGUCCAUGGUGUCCAGUGACUCGGAAGUGCGUGUGCUUGUCUUCAGGAGUUUAGUUCCUGGUGUUUUCUGUGCAGGCGCAGACCUAAAAGAAAGAGCUUUGAUGAACAACCAGGAGACCGAUCUGUUUGUUCAUGGGCUGCGAUCUCUCAUGACUCAGAUCGCCUUGUUGCCAAUGCCCACCAUAGCAGCCAUCGACGGUGUGGCUGUGGGAGGUGGAUUGGAGCUCGCCUUGGCCUGUGAUCUCCGCACAGCUGCGUCUUCUGCACAGAUGGGCCUGAUUGAGACGACGCGAGGGCUGCUCCCAGGGGCCGGGGGCAGUCAGCGGCUGCCUCGCACUGUGGGAAUGGCACUGGCAAAGGAGCUCAUCUUCACAGGAAGGUGCGUGGGGGGGCAGGCGGCCGCCGAGAUGGGCCUGGUGAACAGAGCCAUUGAGCAGGACCAGACGGGAGAGGCGGCGUACGCGGAAGCGCUCGCCCUGGCCAGAGAGAUCCUGCCCCAGGCUCCCGUCGCUGUGCGGAUGGCCAAAGAGGCGAUGAACAGAGGCCUGGAGGUUGACAUCACCUCAGCGAUGGCCAUCGAGAGGAUGUGCUACGCUCAGGUCAUCCCGACACGGGACAGACAGGAGGGAAUGGUGGCCUUCAUAGAGAAGAGACCUCCGUUUUACAUUGGCAAAUAAGCUGUUUUUAUUUUAUUUUUAGGACGAAUCACUUAUUUUUAUAGCAUCUGCGCUAGCCGAUGUAUGUUCUUUAUUUCCUAUUUAGAAAUCAUGACACGAUAUCAAAGCGUAUACUUGCCCCCUCUCUCCCACCCCCCCCUUUUUUUAUUACAAUGACUCAAAACUUCAGAAAGAAAAGUAUCAAUCGUAUACAAUAAAAUAAAUGUGAUGCAACUCUUAACAAGCUAA